AUGAUAACCGGCCAUCCUAGUAAGACGAGGAACUGGAUCAACGAGUAUUUCUUUAUCCGUGUGAACAAAGCCUCUGUUCCUGAUCUGGACAGGCGGUACCGAAGCGAGUGGAGUCCUAUCUUUGUUCGGCCUGAUUUUUGGCGUACUCCUCCAGUUAAUUUCUUCGACGACGUUCGGCGGCUUUCUGAGCACGGGAAGAGGAAGUGGGAAGACAUCGCCGAGGCGCGGAUCAAAGCUCAGUGGGCUCGCAUCGCAUCAGGAGGUGCCGACCUCGGUGAAGAGGUGACGGCCGAUGGUCAGUUUGGAGAAGAAGAAGAGGAAGAGCGCGUCGGCCGGGAAGCAGGCGGAGAGGAAGAAGGAGAAAACGGCAUCCGGGUCUUCAUCUAA
Microthlaspi erraticum is the source of this 387-nucleotide messenger RNA. The record is from the annotation of a GenBank genome assembly. NCBI's taxonomy places the organism in Eukaryota, Viridiplantae, Streptophyta, Magnoliopsida, Brassicales, Brassicaceae.